Messenger RNA from Vicia villosa (hairy vetch), 4743 nucleotides. RefSeq lists its product as uncharacterized. The record is from RefSeq and is a predicted model, not a curated record. The coding region runs from base 1 to 4743 and encodes 1580 amino acids. Gene Ontology annotation, molecular function: nucleic acid binding. Gene Ontology annotation, biological process: DNA integration. The transcript is spliced from 4 exons. Lineage: Eukaryota; Viridiplantae; Streptophyta; Magnoliopsida; Fabales; Fabaceae.
AUGGCUAAUCAAAGGAGUAAUGAAGCAGCCAUAAAGAAUCUAGAAAAUCAAGUGGGUCAACUUGCAAAGCAAUUGUCCGAGCAACAACCGGGAGGAUCCUUCUCCGCCAACACCCAAACCAAUCCAGAGGAACAUUGCAAAGCCAUUGUUACAAGAAAUGGGAGGAAGGUGAAUAACGGCGUGAAUGAAGAGGUUAUAAUGGAAGAUGAGGAGGAAGUAAUAGUUGAAGAGGAAGAAGUGGAAGUGAUAGUUGAAAAUGAGGGAGAAAAGAGUGAGGAAAAGAUAGAGGAAGAAUUAGUUGAAAAAGAGAGAAAAGAAAACGAAGAAAGUGAGAAAAACAACAAAAAAGUGAAGAGGAAUAAAAAGAGAGAUGAACAAAAGAGCACAAUCCCAUCCCAACACUUACCAUACCCACAUGCCAAAUCAAGGACGGAUAAUGCAAGGCAAUACGCUAGGUUUAUGGAUAUUUUCAAACAACUCCAAGUGAAUAUCCCAUUUUCCGAAGCGUUAGAACAAAUGCCAAAAUAUGCAAAGUUCAUGAAGGAUAUUCUCACCAAGAAAAAGAGGUAUUCGGAAGAGGAAACUAUUUUACUUGAUGCUCGUUGUAGUGCCAUAAUCCAAAAGACACUACCAAAGAAAGAAGCCGAUCCGGGACGUGUUACUUUGCCGGUUACAAUCGGAGGCCAUUACAUAGGUAACGGUUUGGUUGAUUUGGGCUCAAGCAUUAAUUUAAUUCCAUUGUCUAUCAUCAAGAGGCUGGGAAACAUAGAGAUGAAGCCAACCCGAAUGACUUUGCAACUAGCCGAUAAGUCUCUCACCUCUCCUUACGGAGUUGCGCAAGACAUGCUAGUCAAAGUGGAUAAAUUUUUGUUCCCGGUAGAUUUUGUGGUAGUUGAUAUGGAAGAAGACCGUGAUGUACCAUUGAUACUUGGAAGACCUUUCAUGAAAACAGCCCGGAUGAUGAUCGACAUAGACGAUGGUCUUAUGAAGGUGAGAGUGCAAGAUGAAGAAGUCACUUUCAAUCUCUUUGAAGCAAUGAAGCAUCCCAAGGAUAAACAUGAUACAUUUCGAGUCGAUGCUACCGACAAGGAGAUCGAGGAGGUUGCUAAUCAAGUUCACAUCUCUAGUCCCUUGGAAAGAUCUCUUAUAGGAGCAUACAAUGUCUUAUCCGAGAUUGAAGAAAAAGAAAUGGAAGCAUUCUUGAAUGAGUUGGAAUCUUGUGGGGAGAUUGAUCAUAAUGAAGAAAAAGUAGAAGAGUUAAAUGCGGAGAAGAAAGUGGAAGAAUCAAAAAUGGAGUUGAAAAUGUUGCCAUCUCAUUUGAAGUAUGUUUUUCUUUGUGAUAACUUCACUAAGCCGGUGAUCAUUAGUAAUUCUUUGUCUACUCAAGAGGAGAAGCACUUAAUUGACGUGUUAAAGAAGCAUGAAGGUGCACUGGGGUGGGUUUUAUCCGAUUUGAAAGGUAUUAGCCCCGCUUAUUGCAUGCACAAAAUCAUGAUGGAGGAUGAUUACAAACCGGUUGCUCAACCUCAAAGGCGGCUCAACCCAUCAAUGAAGGAAGUCGUGAGAAAGGAAGUAGUUAAACUAUUGGAGUCCGGGAUGAUUUAUCCUAUUUCCGAUAGCGAAUGGAAUCUUGAGGUGGUGUUGGAGAGAUGUGUGAAGACUAACCUUGUGCUAAAUUGGGAAAAAUGCAAUUUUAUGGUCACCGAAGGAGUGGUUCUUGGACACAAAAUUUCUUCCAAAGGACUUGAAGUUGACAAAGCCAAAGUGGAAAUCAUAGAGAAGCUGCCACCAUCAACCAACAUCAAAGGACUAAGGAGCUUUCUUGGACAUGCCGGUUUCUAUAGAAGAUUCAUCAAGGAUUUUUCGAAGAUAGCAAAGCCAUUGAGUAAUUUACUCAACAAAGGUACGCAUUUUGAUUUUGAUGAGUCUUGUCUAAAAGCAUUUCUUGAGCUGAAAGACAAAUUAGUUACUGCACCCAUAAUCGUUGCUCCAAAUUGGAAAAUGGAUUUUGAACUCAUGUGUGAUGCAAGCGAUUAUGCGGUAGGUGCGGUAUUAGGUCAAAGAAGAUCAAAAGUUUUCCAUGCAAUUCACUAUGCUAGUAAAGUUUUGAAUGAAGCUCAAGUUAACUAUGCAACAACUGAAAAAGAGCUACUAGCCAUAGUGUAUGCGUUGGAAAAAUUUAGAGCUUAUUUGAUCGGUUCUAAAGUUGUAGUCUACACCGACCAUUCGGCGAUAAAGUAUUUGCUAACCAAGCCGCAUUCCAAACAAAGAUUAAUCCGUUGGAUUUUACUCUUACAAGAGUUUGAUUUGGAAAUCCGAGACAAAAAGGGAUCCGAAAACUUGGUGGCGGAUCAUUUAUCCCGAUUGGCAACCAGUUUAAUCCCGGAGGACCUCACUAGCAAUCAAAGAAAGAAAUUUUUAGCGGAUGCCAAACACUAUGUAUGGGAUGACCCAUAUUUAUUCAAAGAAGGUGUUGACAGCAUCUUGCGAAGAUGUGUCACCAAUGAAGAAGCGAAAGAUAUCCUUUGGCAUUGUCACAACUCUCCAUAUGGAGGCCACUAUAGUGGAUGGAGAAUAGCUACCAAAGUACUCCAAUCGGGGUUCUUUUGGCCUACUCUAUUCAAAGAUGCUCAUGAGCAUGCAAAAAGUUGUGACAAAUGUCAAAGGAGCGGAGGAAUAGGCAAACGAGAUGAAAUGCCCUUGACCAAUAUGUUAGAAGUAGAAGUCUUUGAUUGUUGGGGCAUUGAUUUUGUUGGUCCGUUUCCUCCCUCUUUCGCUAAUGAAUACAUUCUUGUUGCCGUUGACUAUGUAUCCAAGUGGGUGGAAGCACUUGCUACACCUAAGGCCGACUCCAAAACUGUGAUCAAAUUCUUAAAGAAAAAUAUCUUCUCAUGUUUUGGUGUGCCAAGGGUGUUGAUAAGUGAUGGAGGUUCACACUUUUGUAAUACACCUCUGGAAAAAGUUUUAGAACAUUAUGGUGUAAAACACAAGGUGACCACCCCCUAUCACCCACAAGCAAAUGGUCAAAUGGAAGUAUCAAACAGAGAAGUAAAUAGAACUCUUGAGAAAACACUCUCUAGCCCUAGAAAUGAGUGGUCAUUGAAACUAGAUGAUGCUUUAUGGGCAUACCGUACUUCCUACAAAGCUCCUAUUGGACUAACCCCUUUUCAGAUGGUCUACGGAAAAACUUGUCCUCUUCCGGUAGAGUUGGAACAUAGAGCACUUUGGGCUCUUAAAUUUUUGAACUUUGAUACCGCUCUGGCCGGCCACAAAAGAAAAGACCAACUCCAUGAAUUGGAAGAAUUAAGGGACCAGGCGUAUCACUCCAACAAGCUCUACAAGGACAAAGCUAAAGCUUAUCAUGAUAAGAAGGUCCGCUGCAAAAGUUUUCAUGAGGGGCAGAUGGUGUUGCUAUUCAAUUCGCGGCUUCGGUUGUUUCCCGGUAAACUUAAAUCAAAAUGGUCCGGACCAUUUGUCGUGAAGGAAGUGAGGGACUAUGGAGCCAUUGUGAUCGAGGAUCCCAAGUCUAAGGAAAGUUGGACAGUUAAUGGUCAACGACUCAAGCUUUAUCAUGGUGGAGAAGUGAUGUCAAAGCGCACAAAAACCAGAAGCACCAAUCCUAACCACUCCAUAUCAAGAUUCAUUGGAGAGGAACAAGAAGAGCGAUAUACUUACUUGUGCAACCGAACUGUCCAGGCUGAAAGGUUCAUCCGUUUCAAACCAAAUGGUCCGAUGCGGGAGUUGGUUAAAACAUUGGAAACACUUAAAUGGGGGAUGAUAUGCGAACCGGUGGAUGAGAUCAAUUAUGAUAUCGUUCGCGAAUUCUAUGCUAAUGCCAUGCCGGUAGAAGAUGGGUUAGAAUUUAUGUACAAAACAAUGGUGAGGGGAAAGACAAUCUCUUUUAAGAGGAGUGCUAUCAAUGAAUAUUUGGGAUCCCCAUUGGAGCUACCCGAUGGAGUAAGAAGUGAGUACCACAUAAGGUAUCUCACUAAUGAUUGGAACAUCCAAGUCGUCAGUGAGUCCUUAUGCCUUGAAGGAAAGACCUAUGAGUUGAAUGAUGCGGGAGCGCCAAAAGGAUGGAAAAGAGAGGAUUUUAAAGUGGAGGUUAAAGCAUUGCUAGUGGUGGUAUUGCAUAACAUAAGACCAAGAACUCACACAACACACAUCUCACUCGAAGUGGGAUACAUGCUGUUUUGCAUUUUGUACGGAGUACCGAUUGAUUUGGCCAGCAUAAUAUCUAAAGAAGUGAGGAGGGUAUCGGUUAUGGGAACAAGACAUGGAGGCAAAGCCGGUGUCCUUAUCUACCCCGGUCUAAUCAUGGGGCUUUGUUUCAAUGCACGGGUGACCAUCCCGAGUGAGGUACAUUUCAAAAUCACCAGUGUUAUUAAUGAAGCUUUUAUUACCAGGUUUUGUGAAGGCUCGACAAAGAAAGCUGAAAGAGGAGGAGCAUCCACUUCAAGGUCUAGAGGUGGUCGAGCACUUGUUUUCGAUCACAUGGCCUUCGCCACCUAUUGUGCAGAGAAUUUUGAGGCGACUCAAAGAUCCAACCGGUUCUUGGUGCAAACAUUAUCUCAACAAUUUCAGCGCACCUCUUUGGAAGCAGAGUAUGAUGCCUACGCAAAUUGGCCUAUGGGCAGGCCAGCUUUCAUGGGGGGUGCAGGAGGCAGCGGUACCGGAAAUGAGGACGAGACAAUGGAAGAUGUGAUCGGGACAGUUGGUGGUGGUGAUGAAGAAGAGGAUUGA